CGCUCAGUUUCCCGCACGAAAUAAAAAACCCCAAUAUAUUCUGAUUAGUCAUAGCCCCAAAUCAAUACUCUUCUGCUUUUGAUUACUCUUAGCCCCAAAUCAACCCAAAAACGCCAAAGAUCACAACAACAAUCUGUUGGUUCAGUUCUUCUCUUAUUGGCGCUCGGGCUCCCGUCUCGGGGGAUCCCAUCGUUGGUUUGGUUGGUUGCACGAAGGGAUAUCUGAUCUGAACAACUGCGUAAGCCGUAGAGCGCGUUUUCAGCCAAUUCUAACUUAAUCAACAACUUCUAUAUUUUGGGAACCCUUCCUCCUCUUAUCAAGAUUCAAAGAUUUCAAUAAAGAAUUGUUCGUGAGAACGAUAGCUGUGGUUUACAUUGAUAUAAAAAGCUUAAAUUUUAGAAGGUCAGAUUGCCUAUCUCCCACAACUUUAUGUUUCUACAAAUAUUAUUUUCUAGUAUUGAUUGGUAGGUAUUAUUUCUUCUUUCUGCUUGGAUAACAAAUAGAAAAGAAUGGACAAGAGUUGGAUAGAUAUGCGAGAUCGAACAUCUACACAAUAUCUCACUGGAGUUGAGAAUUUUUUGGAUUUUGCAUUUUCAAAAAAUAUGGAUGAUACAAGGAUUUAUUGUCCAUGUAAGAAAUGUCACAAUCGUUAUUUGUUCACAAGGGAUGUAGUAAGAGGGCAUAUAAUAUGGGAUGGGUUUAUGUCCAAGUACAAAAAUUGGACUCAACAUGGGGAACUACAGCUAUCAUUAUAUGCAAACCAAGAUACUAACGUCACUUUUGAUUCGGUUGUUGGUGAUGAUAUGAUUGGAAUGAUACAUGACGCAUUUGGGCAUCCAAAUGCAUAUUCUAUUUUCGGGAAUGAUAGACCAACAGAAAAUGAACAUAGUGAGGGGCUGAAUGAUGAAGGACCAAAUGGUGAAGGGCCGAUUGGUGAGGGACCAAAUGGUGAGGGGCCGAAUGGUGAGGGGCCAAAUGGUGAGGGACCAAAUGGUGAGGGGCCAAAUGAUGAAACUAGAAGAUAUUUGAAAUUGUUACAAGAUGCAGAACUUCCUUUGUAUCCAGGAUGCGAAAAUUUCACAAAACUAUCUUUCAUUGUUCGGUUAUUACAUAUGAAAGUUGUUUGUGGAUGGACGGACAAGUCAGUGACAUUGUUGUUGAGUUUUCUAAAAGAAGCUUUCCCUAAUGGAGUAGAACUACCAGACUCUUAUUAUGAGGCUCAAAAGAUAACUGUUGAAUUGGAUUUCACAUACAAGACAUGGGAUGCAUGUCCUAACAAUUGUAUGUUAUUCAGAGAUGAGGAUGAGAAACUUGAAAAAUGUGACAUUUGCCAAGAAUCUAGAUAUGAACAGCUGGAAGGUGAGUAUGGAAAUAUUCAGAAUUUGGAUAGAAAAAUACCAGCUAAACAAGCAAGAUAUUUCCCACUAAAGCGAAGAUUACAAAGACUUUUUAUGUCUUCUAAAACAGCGUCGCUUAUGAAAUGGCAUACAGAGGAACGUACUAAUGAUGGUGUGCUAAGGCAUCCAGCCGAUACAGCUGCAUGGAAAACAUUUGAUGAGAAGAAUCCAUAUUUUGCUAGUGACAGCCGUAAUGUUAGGCUUGGUUUAGCUUCAGAUGGUUUCAAUCCAUUUAGAACAAUGUCCAUAAAUCACAGUACAUGGCCUGUUGUUCUAAUUCCAUAUAAUUUGCCACCAUGGAUAU
Messenger RNA from Prunus avium (sweet cherry), 1701 nucleotides. Lineage: Eukaryota; Viridiplantae; Streptophyta; Magnoliopsida; Rosales; Rosaceae. The record is from RefSeq and is a predicted model, not a curated record.